Messenger RNA from Alosa alosa (allis shad), 3473 nucleotides. Its product is annotated as ERC protein 2. The transcript is spliced from 15 exons. Bases 953 to 1933 code for a protein of 326 amino acids. NCBI's taxonomy places the organism in Eukaryota, Metazoa, Chordata, Actinopteri, Clupeiformes, Clupeidae. The record is from RefSeq and is a predicted model, not a curated record.
GACGUAUUGACAUAGCUCCUGGAUUUAAAAAAUGGUGCGGUAUUUUUCUAUCAAGCUGGCUAUCUGUCAGAAGUGAUGUGAUCUUCGGACUGUUUUGAAUGCUGCUCUGGGCGAUAGAAGGAGACAUCGGAGAUUUUCGAAAUUCCAUUAAUUGGAUUUGUGCUCUUGCUGACCAAAACAGCCUGCUUGGUUGAUGACCUUUCUACUUCAACAUAGAAUCCACCAAAAUGAGCUGGGACAAUCAACUGAGUUCUAUACUUUCUGCAGCAGAUGGCAGUGUUGCAAAAAUGCGGGAGCGUCUUGGCACGCAUGGAAAGUACUCUAAAGGAAGGGAAGACCUGUACCCAGUGAGGGAGCUGUCGCGUGGGCCAGAUUUGGAUCCAUCUCCCCUUCCCCUUCCUCCGCUGUCCCAGCCCUCCGCUGCUCUCAGCCCUGCCGUUCAGUGGAACGACCUGGCAGGUCUCCAGGCUCAGCUACAGAGCCAAAGUCAGUUCAUUCUUCUACAUCUAAUUCAUCUGCAAACAAUGAGUAUCGUUCUUCAACUAUGCAAAUAUUCUGUUUUGAACAUGGCAUUUGUCCACCGGUGCAACUGUCCUGGGUAGUAUUAUGCAUGUCAUACGUCAUAUGUCAUAUUAUUAUGCAUGUCAUACAAGUGUUUACUUAAUGAAUCUAGAAGUUAUAAGUGUUAAGGUCCCUAUGUAGAGUUAUUAUGACACAUUACAUUUUGUCCGCAAAACUGGUGUCCUUCUGGAGCAACGCCAUUAUGUGGAUAUAAAACAGACAUUAAUGUGACCACCCCAUUACUGAGAGGGGUCCUUCCAGAAUCAGAAAGGACAGAAGACAUCACUGGAGCAGAUGGACUGCACACAAGGACAGUGAAGAGUGAGACAGGAAAUAAGUGGGAGAGAGAGAUUGGGUGGGACCAGGAUAUGACCACAGGUCGGAUUUGAACAUGGGUCCCCGUGGGCACUUGGACCCGUAUAUGAUGAUUGAGUCACUUUCACAAAACUUGCGAUCCAUGGAGAGAGACAGACUUGCGCAGCAGCGGCAAAUGCAGACAUUGCAAGAGGAGGUACGUCGCCUGCGUGAAAAGACAGAUGAGCGGGAGAGGGAGAGGGGGGCGGAGAGGAGGGGAGCGAGCCCGGGUGUGGAGAGGAGGAUGGAGGAGUGGAAGAGGGAGGUAACCCGUGAGCUGAGCAGCCUGCGGGGUCACGUCAAUAGAACCACAUCGCUAGGCAACCUGGAGGAGAGUUUCAGCUCCAAACUACGCAGGGAAGAGGUGGACCAGCUAAGGAGAGAGGUUGACCAGCUCAAGACCAAACUGAUGAGACAGGAGGAGGAUGUGUUCCAGCAACAGUCUGAGGCUAGAGAAACACGGAGACAGUAUGAACGCAGCUGCAAGACACUGGAGAGUCUUACAGACAGUUACCGCACACAUAGCUUUGACCUGGCCAGGACCAUCUCCCAGUACCAGAACACCCAACAGGAAGUCCGGGACAUCAGGGUGACUGUAUCGGAGCUGAAGGAUGAGGUGAGAGGACUGAUUCUACGGGACAGGCUACCCACACCUGCAGCAGCACCUCAGAGGCCAGCGCUUGCCUCAGCGGUAGCCAUGGAAACCAUCCCCCGGAAGCAGCCUACGGGAGCGGCGGCAGUGGCAGCAGCGUCUGCGUUGGUGGCAGGCCUGGACUCUGACAGCGACUUCAGUCCCACCCCCAGUCUGGGGGAUGUGAGCUCGGACGACCUGGACUUCUCUUGGCCCUCCAAGCGUGAGCCAGUUCAACGAAGAAUUAAGCGUCGGGGAAAUCCGACCAUUCGGUCACCUGGAAGUGACCUCAGUGACGAAGAAAGUGGACUAGAUGAUGAUGACUAUGGUGGUGUGCUUGGACAACUGUCAGACAGUCCACCUGAACUUAGUCUCAGCGACCUCUGACCUCAAAGCAAGAAGGGACUUUUUAAUGGAGCAAUGUGGACAACAACACCUCGUGUCCUAUUAAGAGAGUAUUUCCAGAGGUGAAAUCUAGACGAAGUUGUAUUUCUAGAGCUCUCUGUAUUUAAGUACAUACAGUAUUUAAGUACACGGUUAAAUUAAACUGUCAUAGGAUGCAUUUUGUGAAUGCUCCACACUGAUAUCUGGAGGUGCUACAAAAAAAAACCACAAGGCUUUCUUUUUCUUAUACUGUAGCCUUAACAGCUGCACCACCUUCAAGUGGUGAAUGUAUGUUAAUAACUUAACACUACACAUUUUAACCUAAUUAACCAUCUUGAUUUUAGAACCGAGUAUCUGUGGAUAUUCGUAUCAAGAUUUUGUUGUAAAUGGUGGGAGGCCAACUUGCCAUCGCGUUUCUGCUGUCACAAGACUUAAUUGUGUGGUGCCAUUAUCUUUGUGGGAUAAGAGGUGGACACAAAUGACUGAGCUAUUUGGAGAUGUCCUUGCGUUCAGCUUUAACCUGCAGUGCACUUCUCUGCCCAUUUAAACAACUUUUCCUAUUCACAGCUAAAGGGAAGUGUUUAGCAGAGUGAAAGAGUGCAUGAAAAAGGAUUAUUGGUUUCAAAAUGACUGGCUGCAGGUUGGCCCAUUUGCAUGCUGACCCAGUGUUGAACACAAAGUCAAAUCAUCAUCCUCGGGCAGCCUGUAAAAAGUGUAUGUAUGUGUGUGUGUACGUGUACGUGUACACUUGUAAGGGGGUGGCAAGCGCCCCAAAAUGGAGCCAUGCCAUCCUGACAAAGACCUCAUUAACCCCCGCCCCCACCACCACCACCCUAAAUCCCUUGUCCUUCCACACCCUGUCCUGUAAACGCAUUAAGUUCAGGGCUCCGUGUUGGCUUACAUCAGUGACAUUCCCAAAAGCUGUUUAAUAUUUCAGGAGCAGUCCGGCUCCUCUCCCUCUCUCUGCAUCCUGCCUAAUUAAUGCAGCAGGGACCAGGGCCGUGUCCUGUAGCCAGACACCCCCCGUGGAGGGACGAGCCGGAGUGGACCCCAUCUCCACUGCUUCUCCCCCAGCAGGAGACCGAGCGGGAGGGGUGGACCCCGCCACACAGAUGUGCUCGCUCAGCACAAAGACACUACUUCAGCUUCAUGUUUCACAAUAACUCAUGCUGCUAGGCUGAGGAGUAUUGUUUUUUGAUACUAAAUUAACUAACACCAGAUGGAUGACUGCUGAUUUCUGUUAUGUGCUUGAGGAAGACUGUGUUACAUGACAGUGUUGUUGAUGGAAGUAUGUAAUAUUGUAAUUGUUUAAUUAUUGGAGGUUAUGUUUUCUAUAGAAGAGCAGUGGUAUUGCUUUAAGCCAGACUAACAUUAACUUCAGUGGCUGAUACCAAGCGAUUCACAAUGUAAUUGUUUUUUGUUGUCUUUUUAAUAAAAAAAAAAAAAGUCACAUAACAAAGACAAUCCUGUAUUCUACAGCAAAAACUUAAAAUACAGAACACAAUUUGGCACUUUUUUUUUUUCUGGAGCUGCAAUAUACAAA